Molecule: messenger RNA, 728 nt
Organism: Aspergillus japonicus CBS 114.51
Lineage: Eukaryota; Fungi; Ascomycota; Eurotiomycetes; Eurotiales; Aspergillaceae
Exons: 1
Coding region: 151-507 (118 amino acids)
Source: RefSeq, a predicted model, not a curated record
AUUUCUUCUCACUCCAUGUCUCUCACCUCGAAGCCUCCACCCACAACCUCAUCCUUUCAUCAACCAUCUCGAAACCUCCACUCAAGACUUCUCCAUCUCAUCUUCUCCACACCACAACAGACAUCAUCAAGACAAAAGAAGACCCUCAAGAUGAUGCGUCGACUUCUGGAAGUGGGAGCUCUGGGCCCUGUCCAUCUUCUGCCCACAGCAACCCGUCUCCCCAGGGCCAUUGUUCUUGACUCGAUGAAGUCACGUUGGACCGGACCCCCCUUGUACGAUCCUACUUCCUCGAGCCCGCACGAGGUCACGAUAAACAUCUUGCAACACGAGGCCGAUGGCGAGCCGUUCUUUACGAAGAAAGCCUUGCUGGACCUGCAGGCCCAACUCUCACGUCCCCUUGAGGCAGGCGAGAAGUAUGUGGCCAUCGGGUUCGAAGGCACCCCCGUGGAGUUUGAGCCCGCCAUCGGGCAGGUCAGUGAACAUGUGGGACAUCGAUUCGUCAAGUAAGCAUGAUCCUUUCUUUCGAUUUCCACGAGAUGAAGCGGUUUUUGUCGAGUCGAAACACGCCGCGGAACGAAACUGACCACCUCAUCCUCACAGUGGCGCCGUUGCCCUCGUGUAUCACUCCUGGAGCGUCUUCCUCGGGCAGGCCUCCGACAAAAAGUACCUGGACGCCGCCUCGUACUGCCGCGUCGUCCCCAUGCACGUCCAGCAGUGGAUCAACCCGG